Thelazia callipaeda (thelaziosis nematode) is the source of this 618-nucleotide messenger RNA. The record is from the annotation of a GenBank genome assembly. NCBI's taxonomy places the organism in Eukaryota, Metazoa, Nematoda, Chromadorea, Rhabditida, Thelaziidae.
AUGGAAGUGUUUCAACGAAUAAUGAUGAAACGCUUAGAUGAACAUUCUUAUAAACGAACUGCCAAACGCUUGGUAUUUGAUGAUAGUUCGAGUGAUGCCAGUUUCAGUGAUAAGCAAGUGAUUACUAAUUGCGGUUCAUUUUACGAUAUAGUGAAUAGCAGAACAGCUUGGGCAAGUAAUGAAUCGACUGGUAACACUACAGUUAAUAUACCUUUUUCAGCAGCAGAAAGCUUAAAUAAUAUUCCACCAAAUUCAAUGUAUCAAAGUGAACCCAUUUCUACCAUCACCACAACUGCUAUUAAAGAUGAUCUUAGUCGUGCCGAUAAGUUAUUACGAAACGUUGCAGUGAGUAUACGAAAAAGAUUAUUGGGUACAAAGCCAUUAGUUAACAGUGAAAAGAGUGUCUGUAAAGUAAACGAAUAUACUACUAGCAGUCAUUAUAACGAAACGUAUGACAGUCAGAAAAUUGCUUCAAAAUUCGAAGGGAAACAAGAAAAACAAUUGGGAGCGAAACGAACUAAAAAGAUGAUUGAUUUUGUUGAUGUAUGUACAAUUGGUCGUAGGCAUCGUAAUGAGCAUCGAAAACUUCUUAACGAAGAUUUUGACGACAGUUGGUGA